Metopolophium dirhodum (rose-grain aphid) is the source of this 2376-nucleotide messenger RNA. RefSeq names its product fibroblast growth factor receptor 1-like. Gene Ontology annotation, molecular function: ATP binding; transmembrane receptor protein tyrosine kinase activity. The coding region runs from base 143 to 1150 and encodes 335 amino acids. Gene Ontology annotation, biological process: multicellular organism development; positive regulation of kinase activity; cell surface receptor protein tyrosine kinase signaling pathway. The record is from RefSeq and is a predicted model, not a curated record. The transcript is spliced from 7 exons. Lineage: Eukaryota; Metazoa; Arthropoda; Insecta; Hemiptera; Aphididae. Gene Ontology annotation, cellular component: signaling receptor complex.
UCGACGUGCCGUUCGGCUGUUCGGCAGUCACUUUCCAGACGACGGACCUGACUAGUCCAUUGAAAUUUGAUACACAGACGUUUCAACUUUAUUAUACAAAAGUACCAACGUUAACCAAAGUAUUUACUAUCUGCCUUCCGCGAUGAAGUCAAAACAAAAAACAGCAAAUAACAAAGGUAAUGAAGAUGCGGGCUUCAACAAUUUAUGGUCAUUUGGAUGUUUCGCCUUCAUAUUACUUUUAAUAAUUGUUAUAAUUAUAGCACUCUUCAAUGUAUUCUUAAAACAGCCAAUUGAUAAAUGGGACUUUCCCAUUGAAAAUUUAAAAUUUGGAAAAUACCUCGGAGAAGGCGCCUUUGGUAUUGUCCAAAUGGCAUUAGCAGCAGGAAUCAUAAGUAAAAACGUUGAAACGGAAGUAGCCGUUAAAAUGUUGACAGCUCGUAAUAAUGAAGAUAUAUCGGAAUUUAAGUCGGAAAUCGAUUUCAUGAAAAAAAUAGGGAAUCAUAAGAACAUUACUACCCUAUUGGGCAGUUACGAACAAAACGGGUACCCGUGUGCCAUUAUAGAAUAUGCAUCCAAUGGUAACAUGUUGAGUUUUUUGAGUUCAAUGAACCCACGAGUGUCAGAAAAAGAACUAUUAUCUUACGCAAAUCAAGUGGCACAAGGAAUGGAAUAUCUGCACGGCAAAAAUUGUAUUCACAGGGAUUUGGGAGCUAGAAAUGUCUUAGUGACAAAAAACCUGGAAAUAAAAAUAGCAGACUUUGGAUUAUCCAAGGAUAUUGGAACGAAAGGUUACUAUAAAGAAAGCCGAUAUACAUUGAAUGCACGUUGGAUGGCGCCUGAAUCAGUCAAGGACAAUAUAUUUACAUUCAAAUCCGAUGUUUGGACAUAUGGAGUAUUCUUAUGGGAGAUGUGGACCUAUGGAAAGCUACCUACUCAAAUUCCCUUUGGCCAAUUGUUGGCAGGAAAGCGAUUGGACCAACCACUUGACUGUUCCGCCGUUAUUUACAAGAUUAUGUUAAGAUGUUGGGAUAUUAUACCGGAAAAAAGACCGACAUUCCAAGAACUGGUGAAGUGGAUCGAAGAGAUACUGUCGUCCAGCCGAGAAUAUUUGAAACUAGGUGAACACGAUGUCCUAGUGUCCUACAGCUGAGAGAAGUCUCCAUGUUAUAUUAAAAUAACUAUUUCUAUACUAAAAUAAAAACCCGGGAUAACUAAUAACGACAAGCCAUACGGAAUGUAGGAUGAUUCAAUAUACAUAGUUAUACGCACUAAUUAUAUACACACGCAUAACAUGCAACACUUAAAUAAUAAUCCAUAGCCUUCCGAUCAAGACAUUCAGUAGAAACAACACAGUAUAAAUUACUAGCGGUAGUGUGGUACCUUUGUCACAACGCACAAAAUUAAAUUAUAAACACAUCAAUACUUUAACAUUGCGUAUUAAUCGAUGUAUAUCAAAAGACGCGAUUACAAAAAAAUCACUUUAUAUAAGGAUCAUAAAGAAUCAACUUUUUUGCUGUCUUUUUCACAAGAGGAUCCGAUGCACAACGUCCACACCAGCCAGUAUCUCAAAAGAAGCCUCAAACACAUCGUCUAUGCCAGUAUAUUAUGCACUUCAACCAUAUUUUUGCCAUUCAAAGCGAAUGCGUUCUUAUAUAUAAUAUAUAUCAGUGGUUCCCAACCUUUUUCAUUCUACACCCCCCUUGUAAAUUUACUAAAAUCUCACCCCCCCCCCCUUUAAAUUAGAGUUAAGGCGAAUUUUUUCGCUAAAAAAAAAAAAUAAAAACAAAACAAAAAAAACAACUAUUUACUUCUAUUAUUUUCAUUAUUUUAAAAAUUUACUAUAAAUCAAUGACAAUAAUCAAUAAUAUUAAGUAUAAGAAAAAAUUAUUGAAUAUAAAAACAAAAAUAUUAAUAUAAAAUAUAAAAAAUACAAGUAAAUUUAAGUUUAGUGAUUUAAAUUUUACACAUUUUAAAAUAACAUAAUUUUUUUCGUAAUUCCAUAAUCACUAGGUAUAUUCCCCCCCGAGCAGACUCUGAAGUCCUACCCGGUUGGGAACUGCUGAUAUAUAUGGCAUAUUACUAAUGCCCCCGAGGCGUCGAUAAAAUAUAUAAAAAAUAAAAAAAUAUAUGAUAUAUCAGAUUGCUUUUUCAACGGUUUUUCAUUAAACUGAUAAACGUACAAAAAAUAAAAAUAAAAAAUAAAAUAUAUUUAUGUAUAAUAUUGAGUUAUUCUAGCAUUCGGUAUGACUAUCUUAUUAAUUAUCUCGGAUUACCGAACAAAACUUACUUUGUUAAUUAUUCAUUCACUAUACUAUUCAUACCUAUCUAUUCACGCCUUUUUACAAUAAAACAAGUUCUGCGACUAUCGUCGUAUUA